GGGGCGUGUCGCGCCGGGGGUCGGCCCCGCCCACCCGCGCAUGCGCAGAGCGGAAAGCGGCGGCAGCGGCCGGACGGGAGCGGCACCGCGGCGGGCGGCCAUGAUGGCGGACGGGCGCCGGCCGGGGGAGUCGGGCGGGAGCGAGGACGGCGCCUUCGAGGAGGAGGAGGAGGAGGAGGAAGAGGAGGAAGAGGAAGAGGAAGAGGAAGAGGAGGAGGAAGAGGAGGAAGAGGGGGCCUCCACCGGCGUCUCGGCGCUGCCGGAGGAGGACGAGGAGUCGGAGGCGACGUCGGUGUCGUCAGGGGAGAGCGGCCCCCCCACGCCCCCCGCCAACGGCUGCGCAGGUUCCCGGCCCCGCGAUCGCCCUUCGUCGUCGUCGGGGGAAGAACCUCGGCCGUUACCGUCGCCGUUACCGGAUGCUGCCGGCGGGGGAGGGGGCGAAGAAGGGGGAGGGGGAAGCCCCGUCGGGGGUGGGGGAGGGGCAAACCGUCGGGUGGGCGUGGGGGGAGGGGCGUCGGAAUGGCACGAGUGCCCCGAGUGCGGGCGGGGCUUCGGGACGUCGCGGGCGCUGAAGGUGCAUCGCAGUUACCACGUGGGGCGGAAAAGACCCCAGGGACCCCCCGGGGGUGGGGGAGGGGCGGGGGGGAGGGGUACACCCGCCCCUCCCCCCCGCCCCUCCCCCUCCCCUUUCCAUUACAUCUGCGCCGAGUGCGGGUUGGGUUUCGGGGCGCCGGCGGCGUUGGGGGCCCAUCGCUGCGAACACGGGAGGCGGCGGCGGCAGCGCAGCCCCCCUCCCCCAUCGCAGGCCGGAGGGGCCGCCCCUCCCCCGCCCCAACGGCGACCUCCUCCUCCCCCUCCCCCGCCCUACCGCUGCACCGAGUGCGCCGGGGCCUUCGGCCUCGUGGCCGACCUGCACGAGCACUACAUGCUGCACGCGCGCGGCGAGCUGUGACGGGUGGGGGGGGGGGGGGUGGGGGAGGGGCUGGGGGGGGAGGGGAGCCUGUGUGGGACCCCUCCCCCACACGCAGAGACACACCCCACCCCCCCAUCCCCCCUCCCCCCCCCGUGGGGAAUAAAGGGCGUGUCGGGCUGC
Molecule: messenger RNA, 1093 nt
Organism: Grus americana (Whooping crane)
Lineage: Eukaryota; Metazoa; Chordata; Aves; Gruiformes; Gruidae
Product: zinc finger protein 316-like
Exons: 4
Coding region: 41-952 (303 amino acids)
Biological process (GO): regulation of transcription by RNA polymerase II
Molecular function (GO): RNA polymerase II cis-regulatory region sequence-specific DNA binding; DNA-binding transcription factor activity
Source: RefSeq, a predicted model, not a curated record